CUGCACCCCCCCAAAGCCUUGGCCCUCCCACGCGCGAUGAUCGGAGCGCGUGCGCGAGCACGGGCUGUCUUCGUGUGCUUGGGACUGGCCGGGCUGACCUUUAGCCCGCCAGUGCUGCCGCGGCCGCAGCUGGAGGACACAUGGUGGCUCUUGCGCAUCGACGUGGGCCGCACCAUGGGCUCCUUCAUGCCGCUCCGCUGGGCCACGGACGGCAGCCGCCUCCUGCUGCCCAUGAUUGUGCAAUUCCGCAAAGGCGGGCAGUUGGCCGUGCACCGGGUGGGGGACUUCAUGGGGGACUGGGACUCUCCGCCCAACACGGCGUUGGGGCCCUUGCCCUUUGAGGAGGAGGGCUCCGUGUCGCCGAGCAUCAACGCCGGGCAGUGGGAGAUGUUGGAGGCCCAGGAGGGCCGUGUGGUGCAGUUCCACGUGGAGUCCAGCGGCUUCAAGCGGGGCUCCAUUUGGCUGCCGCCACGGAAGCUGUUCUUCAAAGGCAAGGUCUACGGUGAGAUCCUCUCUGGGGGGAAAAAUGCCACCGUCUCUAUCCGCGAGAACCUGCUGCUCUAUGGCAUCGGUGUGGCACUGCUGCUGGCGUUCGUGUGGGGCCCGGUGGCCUUGGUGGGCCUCAUUCUGCUGGCGCUGCGGGAGGUGUCCAUCUCUGUAGGCACCUGGAGCAUCGAACGCCUGGAGGGAGAUCCCGACACUGAGCCGCUGCCUCCGGUCACCUUGAAGGGGGACGUGCCCGAGAAGUGGGUGUGACUCGCAGCGGAA
This is a messenger RNA of Effrenium voratum, 768 nucleotides long. The record is from the annotation of a GenBank genome assembly. Lineage: Eukaryota; Dinophyceae; Suessiales; Symbiodiniaceae.